This is a messenger RNA of Stylonychia lemnae, 720 nucleotides long. The record is from the annotation of a GenBank genome assembly. Lineage: Eukaryota; Ciliophora; Spirotrichea; Sporadotrichida; Oxytrichidae.
AUGGAUGAAAAAGUGUUUACUUUCAGAGAGAAGUUAGUUAUUUGCUUCUAUGAGUUUUUGGGGACUGGCAUGCUUGUGCUCGGAUAUAACUUCACCCAAGCAGGUUUGGCUGUAGGGUUCAACUUGUUCGUGGGAAUCCUGAUGUCAGCCAAGGUUUCUGGAGGAAUGUUUAAUCCCGCUGUUACUAUUGGAGUCUACACUGCCGAUAAAACUUUCUUGAAAAACAUCGUCUUAAUCGUAAUGAUCAUUGUUUCUCAAGUGCUAGGAGCUUACUUUGGUAUUAUUUAUGCACAUUUCUGUUUGGGACAACCAGCAUUUUUAUGUCCAUACGACCAGGCAACUGGAUGUUUGACUUACGACUCAUUUGGUAAAGUGUUCUUACUUGAGUUCUGGUGCACCUUCUUCUUCGUUAUGGUUAUUUUAUGCUGUAUUCAUCAAAACACACAAGAAAGCAAGGAUGGUAUCUUAUAGGCAGCCUCAAUCUCAUUCACAUUACUCGCUAUGAUCAACACUGCUGGUGCCAUCAGUGGAGGAUGCUUCAAUCCUGCCUUUGGAUUUUCCCAAACAACUUAUCAGGUUAUGUAUAUGAAGAGUCAAGGUGUAGAGGAGGCAGGUAGAUAUGCUAGAUAUCUAUGGGUCUAUAUACUUGCCCCCACUCUAGGAGGACUUGCCAGCUCUCUAUUUAUGAGAUACAUUCAUAUUCCAAACCUCCACAAAUGA